AUGGUGGCCACCAUGAAGAAGACGGCUGCAGAAGAUGUCAAUGUUACUUUCGAAGAGCAACAAAAGAUAAACAAAUUUGCAUGGAAUACAAGUAGAAUCACAGAGCUAAAGGAAGAAAUAGAAGCAAAACAGAAACAACUCCAAAACGUAGAAGAUGCUCGUGACGGUACCAUGCUUGCAGAUGCUGACUGCUUAAUGAUGCCUUAUCAAAUCGGUGAAGUCUUCAUUAGCCAUUCUCAAGAAGAAACACAGGAAAUGUUAGAAGCAGCAAAUAAAAAUUUGCAAGAAGCAACUGACGCCUUAGAAUCCAAAGUCGAAGCAAUUCAGUGGGUGUGA
This is a messenger RNA of Gorilla gorilla gorilla (western lowland gorilla), 336 nucleotides long. Its product is annotated as prefoldin subunit 4-like. Lineage: Eukaryota; Metazoa; Chordata; Mammalia; Primates; Hominidae. Gene Ontology annotation, biological process: protein folding. Gene Ontology annotation, cellular component: cytoplasm; prefoldin complex. Bases 1 to 336 code for a protein of 111 amino acids. The transcript has a single exon. The record is from RefSeq and is a predicted model, not a curated record.